Puccinia graminis f. sp. tritici CRL 75-36-700-3 is the source of this 303-nucleotide messenger RNA. RefSeq lists its product as uncharacterized. The transcript has 3 exons. Lineage: Eukaryota; Fungi; Basidiomycota; Pucciniomycetes; Pucciniales; Pucciniaceae. The record is from RefSeq and is a predicted model, not a curated record. The coding region runs from base 1 to 303 and encodes 100 amino acids.
AUGUACUGUAUAUACACUCACAAUGACUUCGAAUGGGGCGUUCCGAAGUGCGCCAAAGGUGACACGAUUCUGAGGAGGAAGAAGCGGGCAACAUCAUCGCAGUUCUCCAAGUGCUUGGUACUUAACAAGCAACGCAAGUCAUCAACCGAUUUGCCCAAUCGCAAAUCCAACCGAACUGGCCUGGCGAUAGACAUCCUCAACCAGAACUCAAGUCUCAAACCGUGGCAUCUGCCAAAAUUAAUCAAAAGAAGGCUAUGGCACUUGCAGCCCCGAAACUCGAAUAACCAAGGAAAAUCCUUCUAA